Messenger RNA from Entrophospora sp. SA101, 492 nucleotides. The record is from the annotation of a GenBank genome assembly. NCBI's taxonomy places the organism in Eukaryota, Fungi, Glomeromycota, Glomeromycetes, Entrophosporales, Entrophosporaceae.
AUGGAAGAAUAUCAGCAAAUAACCUUAGAACAGUAUACCCCAACAAUGAUUAUUGAAGUUGGCCACACUCAGAGUUUUCCUGGCCUUUAUCAAAAAGUAGCUCUUUUCUUUUCUCAGCAAACAACCAUCCAAAUUGUGCUAAUGGUUAAGAUAUUUGAACUUCAUGUAGACCAUACUAUUGUAUUAGUUGUUGUGUUAUGCCUUUGUACAAGUUUAACACCAUUGAUUCCAGUUCGUAUCAUCUCUUUUGGAACAGCAAGUCCACAUCAGAAUACUGUGACCUAUAUUACUAAUAUUAAUAAUGGUAUGGGUGUUCCUCCUGAUAACUUUAUUGGUGUUGGAUGUAUUGAUUCAUCUAAUGGUGAUCAUAAUUAUCCCCUUUGUAAUGUGGCUGGCAUUGCAACAUACCAAAUGAGUAUUCCCGCAGCUGAAAUAUUUGAUACACAUAGAAUUCCUGCAGGGUUUGAUAAUGGAUUUUAUUUGGAUCUCUGA